Molecule: messenger RNA, 357 nt
Organism: Papaver somniferum (opium poppy)
Lineage: Eukaryota; Viridiplantae; Streptophyta; Magnoliopsida; Ranunculales; Papaveraceae
Product: probable LRR receptor-like serine/threonine-protein kinase At3g47570
Exons: 1
Coding region: 1-357 (118 amino acids)
Biological process (GO): protein phosphorylation
Molecular function (GO): protein kinase activity; ATP binding
Source: RefSeq, a predicted model, not a curated record
AUGGCUGAAUGUGAUGCUCUAAGGAGAGCUAGACAUAGAAAUUUACUCAAGAUUAUAACAUGUUGUUCGAGUACGGAUUUUCAUGGAAAUCCUUUCAAAGCUCUGGUUUUUGAGUUCAUGGCUAAUGGGAGUCUAGAGAACUGGCUGCACCCGCCUGAAGGUGACUCAUCAAAUGAUGAUCAACUACAUGAGAGGAAUUUGGACUUAGAGAGAAGAUUGAACAUUGCAGUUGAUGUUGCUUCUACGUUAAAUUAUCCUCACCAUGAUUGUGAAUCACCCAUUGUGCAUUGUGAUGUGAAACCAAGCAAUGUCCUUCUUGAUGACGAUUUAACUGCCCAUGUGGUUUGGCUUGGCUAA